AUGCGAAGUCAUCGUCUUGAUCAUUCGAUCGCAUCCCUCAUUCGAUCGUCGUGCUCUGGUUGGGUCCGAUCGGACUCGGCUACUUGUCAGCACGUCGAAGGUCCGAUCGACUACCCGCGCUGGCGGGCCAGCUCGGACUCCCCCGCCAUUCGGAGCGUGUCCAGAGUGGGACCGCUGCGUGCGAGAAAGGCCGGGACGCCUCUCCUUCGCGAGAUGUGGGAGGCGAAGCUGGGGACCAAGGCGAUCAGCUACCAUGCUGCCCUCGGUGCUGUACCAGCGCCCUGCGCGGCCAUCCGAGCGUGCGAGGUCUGCUGGCAGCGGACAACGGCCUUAGACCUGCUCAAGGCGAUGCUGGAAGCCCGCGCGGACCCUACUGUGGCCUGUGAUCCGGCCGCUGACCUGUACGUGCACGGCGCCCAGGCAGGUGGCCCCAUGGACGUCUGCAAGCACAUCAUGCUCGUGGCCAGCAGAUGA
Molecule: messenger RNA, 474 nt
Organism: Prorocentrum cordatum
Lineage: Eukaryota; Dinophyceae; Prorocentrales; Prorocentraceae
Source: the annotation of a GenBank genome assembly